Messenger RNA from Diospyros lotus (date-plum), 2046 nucleotides. Its product is annotated as MLO-like protein 1. The record is from RefSeq and is a predicted model, not a curated record. The transcript has 14 exons. Gene Ontology annotation, biological process: defense response. Gene Ontology annotation, cellular component: membrane. NCBI's taxonomy places the organism in Eukaryota, Viridiplantae, Streptophyta, Magnoliopsida, Ericales, Ebenaceae. Bases 289 to 1806 code for a protein of 505 amino acids.
AAUGUGAAUGCCAAAUCGGCCCCCACCCCCUCUCUCUGCUUUUCUUGGUCAUCGUCUUCCCCACUGAGACUUGUGAUUGAUCUGUGAGUUUUACUUGGCAUCUUGCUGGGUUCCAAGGAUCCGUGUCCAGCCGAGUGAACGCAUUUUUACUUAUAUUUGUCAGUGAAUUGUAGGAGCUUUGGGGACCAAUUUUGUUGAAUAUAUAUAUAGAUUACUAGUGGAAGAGCUCUAGCUUUGGAAGAUAGUGCAAGUGUGGUGUUGAUUGGUUCCUGAGACAGAUAGUUGAAAAUGGCCGGAGGAGGGGAAGGAGAGACAACGCUUGAGUUCACUCCCACUUGGAUUAUCGCCGGCGUUUGCACCGUCAUCGUCGGAAUCUCCCUCAUCGUCGAACGCCUCAUUCACUUCACCGGACAGUAUUUGAAGAAAAAGAACCAAAAGCCUCUUUUUGAAGCUCUACAGAAGGUGAAAGAAGAGUUGAUGCUGUUGGGGUUUAUUUCCUUACUGUUGACUGUGUUUCAAAGUGCUAUAGUGAAGAUAUGUGUGAAAGAGAGUCUGACGCACCACCUCCUUCCUUGUAAGUUACCGGCAAAAUCCUCCUCCGGGGAAGAGUCUUCCUCUUCCGCUUCCGGUCAUCGGCGAUUGCUCGCUGAAGGAUCUGAGGAGCUUCAGUACUGUCCUAGCAAGCAUAAGGUCCAACUGGUGUCAGUUGAAGCAUUGCAUCAUCUACAUAUCUUUAUCUUUGUGCUAGCUGUUGUCCAUGUGACCUUUUGCGUUCUUGCUGUCAUAUUUGGAGGGGCAAAGAUACGUCAAUGGAAACAUUGGGAGGUUUCAAUUUUGGAAAAUGAAGAUGGCACAGAACAUGUUUCAAAACAGAAGGUUACCCAUGUUCAGCAACAUGAGUUCAUCAAAGGUCGUUUUCUUGGUUUUGGUAAAAUUUCAGCUCUCACAGGCUGGGUGCAUGCCUUUUUCAAGCAAUUUUAUGGAUCCAUCACCAAAUCUGACUACAGGACAAUGAGAAAGGGUUUUAUCAUGACACAUUCCAGGGGGAACCCAAAGUUUAAUUUUCACAAGUACAUGAUCCGUGCACUUGAAGAUGAUUUUAAGGAAGUUGUUGGAAUAAGUUGGUACUUGUGGGCAUUCGUGGUCAUCUUCUUGCUGUUGAAUAUUAAUGGAUGGCACACGUACUUUUGGAUGGCUUUCAUUCCAUUUAUUCUUCUACUUGCUGUGGGCACUAAGCUAGAGCAUGUGAUCACGGAGUUGGCUCAUGAGGUUGCGGAGAAAAAUAUUGCAAUAGAAGGCGAGCUAAUCGUUAAACCUUCAGAUGAUUACUUUUGGUUCCACCGGCCCCGCAUUAUCCUUUACCUGAUACACUUUGUACAAUUCCAAAAUUCUUUUGAGAUGGCAUUUUUUUUCUGGAUAUGGGUUCAAUAUGGUUUUGACUCUUGCAUAAUGGAAAAUAUCCGUUUUAUUAUCCCCAGGGUGGUUGUAGGGGUAAUCAUUCAAGUACUCUGCAGUUAUAGCACCCUACCACUCUAUGCCAUUGUGACACAGAUGGGAAGUUGUUUCAAAAAGGCUAUAUUUGAUGAUCAUAUGCAUGCACAUAUUGUUGGUUGGGCUGAGAAAGCAAAGAGGAAGAAACAGAUGAAGGCUGUAGCUGGUGGCUCGGGCGAAAGAGAUUCAACUAAUGGUUCUAAAAUGGGAAUUCUGCUGCAAAAGGUUGGCCGCAAGGGAUCUGCACCAGAUGAGAUUCAGCCCACAACUGGUGCUCAAGGAAGUAAUAGAUCCGCAGAUGCUGAAGGUGUAUGACUUUGGCACAAGCUCUUCUCUCGGGUAAAUCUGGUUGGUUUUGUCCGAGUAGGCCCCUGAUAUAUAUUGUUUAUAGUUAUGUUGAAUCUUGUGUUGGUAUGGUAUGUAAUGGGAAAAAAAAAAAAAAAUUACAUCAAGUAUGCCAUUUGUUGGCUGAUUUUAGUUUUUAUGGUUAUUACUCACUAUCUUUUCGGGUGAAAGCAAGCCGGUAUCUAAUGGCAAGUUCUUGGGUUUGAUUUC